Messenger RNA from Cryptomeria japonica (Japanese cedar), 2173 nucleotides. RefSeq lists its product as uncharacterized. Lineage: Eukaryota; Viridiplantae; Streptophyta; Pinopsida; Cupressales; Cupressaceae. The transcript has 2 exons. The coding region runs from base 1605 to 2030 and encodes 141 amino acids. The record is from RefSeq and is a predicted model, not a curated record.
UGCAAGGCAAGCAGAUCAAUUGUCUAGAAUGCGAGGACUUGAGAAAUGUUUUCAGGAAUACAAGAUAGUGUUAAAAGGGCAAGUCAUACCACAUAAUGUUAAGAAUGCUUUUGGAUUCAAUACUGCCAAACCUGUAUGUCGGACCAAGCCUCUUUAGCGCAGUUAAGUACUAAGCAAUUGUUUUUUAAAACCCUAGCUCUGGCUCGUUGUGUUUUGUGCUUAUUCAAGCGUUCAUGUUUUUGGGGUUUGCUUCUUCAUGUGUCUCAUGCAUUCAUCGUUCUUGCUUUCAUUGCCUACAUGUGCUCAUCAUUUGCUCACUCUCUUUUUUGGUGUUCUUCUCAUUGUGACGAUUCUAGGUAUGUUUGAGAAAUACUAUGCCCAAACAUGGGCCAGAGCAACAAGACUAAUCAAACAUAAUCAACACUUUUUUUUUUUUUCUGAAAUGACUUGGAAAUGACAGAGAGCUGGUCCCAGAGUAGUGAAUUGAGCUUAUUCUCCGUCUUUGAAUCAGGGCUAGUGGACCCUUCUUGCAACUGUAGCUAACUCUAAAACAUCCCACACCGUCUAUCUUAGAUCCAAUACUUACAGCCAUUCAAGGUGCAAUUGCAUAUGGAAUAUCAGUAGCCCUGACUUCAAGGGCAGUAGCAGCUCCAAUUCUUUUCACCAAAUCAGUAUCGUUCUCGUCCAUAUCUGGGGUUGGAUUCAUUUUGGGCAUGUCAUCAAUUCCUUCAAGUUUCUUUGUCUAUAGAAUUGGUUUAAAGUUUUAGUGUACAUCUCGUAUAUUUCUCAAUAAGUAUUUUUUUGUUCUUGUAAACUAACGCACCAUCUCUUCAUCCACCUGUUGUUUUGUUUCAUCAAAGUGUCCUUUUCUCCAUUCAAUUCUUCACCCACUACUAUUCUUGGCCAUCUUCUAUUCUACAUGCCUUACUUUUUCUUCAAAUAUCCCAAUAGUUGGAUCAUAGUUGUUGCUGCUUAAGGAAUGUUGCAUGUUUCUGCCAGUAAGAUCUCAUAGCUGACUGCAGACGAUUGUGAUUAAACCUUUUUUGUGUUCUUUCUAGUUGUCUCCAUUUUAAACCGAAGGUGUUGCUGCCCCAAAGCUCAUACCCACAAAGCACUACUGGCAUAACAAGUUACCCAAACAAUAUCCUAAUGGUCUUCCAAUCCUACAAUUUUGCAUGCCUACAUCUAUUUUGUAGUGCAUACAAUGCUUUCUGGCUCCUCGAAUAUUCUUUUUACCAUGAUGUUAAGUGUGCAGAUUUGCUCGCUAUGAAAAUUUAGAUCAUAUUUGUAUUCUAGCACUACCUUAGCUCUCCGUAAAAGAUAAAUUCUGUUUGCUCUUUCUCCUCUCGCAGAAUGAAGACUAAGAUCUUUCAUUUUGUUGAUAUUUACUUGCAUCUCUGCUCCAUUGCAAAAGAGUUGAAGGGUCUUCAGAUGUUCCUUCCAGCUGCCUGCUGUUUGUGCAAAUGGAAAAUUGUCAAAAAUUUAUUCAGAAUUUUUUCAUAUAAAAUUCACAUGAGGAUAUAUGGAUUGCCAAAAGAUGCAUGCAUUAAUAGCUGGAGCUUGGGACCCUUCCCAUUGCUGGUUUUAUCAGUUUUUCUAAAUUCAUGGCUAAUAAUAGUCUAUGUGAUUGCGAGCUGCUGUGUUCUGUUAGGUCUGGUGUACUGGAUGGCUCCAUUCGGGAUCCUGUUAAAUAUUUUAGUAAGCUGCUUGAAGUUGAAGACAUUGCUCCUUAUCUUGUAUCUUCUGCUCUGGACCGGUUCAUGGGGCGUUACACUCUUAUGGGACAUCCUCAGUGUUGUGAAGGCAUGGACCUUAUGGCUGUUCCUCCACUGCAGGCCGUUGACCCUACUGAAGAUGAGCCUCUGCUAUCUCCUUCUCUUGUGGCUGGUGGCCCUCAGAUCGAUCCUCCUGUUGAUUCGGCUUGGGUGGUCUCUCAACAUUUUUGUCUGGAGGAUGUAAAUGAUGCUGUUCAACCUCUUGUGUCCUCCCCUCCGAACAUUGGCUCUUGCAGCUAUUUUUAUGAUAUAUAGCUUUACAUAUGUCUCUCAUGACAAUUUUUGUAUCAAGUUUUUAUCGCUGGCUUGUCCAGCUUGAGGGUGGUGGGUGGUUCAUCUUUAUAUGUGAAAAUAUUGCCUUUAUGGCUGCGACUUAUACAUUAGACUUGUUACUUGUA